UUUCCGCUCGCUUGAUGGAUACACAAGAUCACAAGUGUUGCUCAAGCGAUGGCAAAAGAGAAGAAACAAGUCACAGAAUUCGCUACCUAUUAGAGGAUGAGAUGCCGCAACAGAGCAAGAAAAAGCUAUGGAAGGAAGUCCGUCAGAUUAUUUCUCCUACCGAUCUAAGAACAUUGCAAUGGCUUACGGAGAAAACUCCAAUCCAGGAGAAGACACAGAAACCAUAUCACAGAUCUGUCUUAGUGCAGCGUUCCAGUGAUCAAGCCGAUUUUCCACCACAACAGCAGCAGCAGGACGAUCGGAAUCAUCCUCAACAGUCGAAGACGUAUCGCAAGAACUAUCAGAGCUCCGCCAAGCAGCAGCAGGUGCAAAAGAAUAACGAUCGGUAUCCAAGACCUUCUCCGACGUCCUUUCAGCAUCAUUCAGAAGAGCAGUACCCAAAGACUACGUAUCAUAAUUCUCCAAAUCAGCAUCAAAAUCCUCAAGAGCAGCGGCAGCAUUCACAACAGCCGUACGAUGAUCAGACUGAACAGAAUCCUGCCAAGAUGAUGCAGUACAAACAGCAGACGAAAUACCAGAAUCACCCUACGAAGGACUAUCCUCCACAGACGCCGUCUGAAGAACUAUUCCAGCAACAUCCACCGGACGUGAAUCGGCUGUCUCCGUAUCAUAAAACUACAAACAAGCAUUCGCAUGGGAAUCGUCACACGGAAAACCAGACAGAGGAUGAUCGCAAGAAUCCCUACAAGAUGAUGCAGCAAAAUCUGCAGACAGAAUACGAGAAAGCCCCUAAGAUGGAUCCGUAUGAGGAUCAUACUCAGAAGCCGACUCAUAAUCAGUUCAAGCAGAAACCACCGGAGGAGUAUCGGGUGUCUCCGUACCACAAUUCUACAGAGAAGCAUUCGCAUGGAAGCCCUCAGAAUAUGCAGCACUAUUCAAAUGAUGAGCAGCCUCUUCAAAAUCCUAACAGGCUGAUGAAGCAAAAUCUGCAGACGGAAUACCAGAAAGGCUCUAAAAAGGAGCCGUAUGAGGAUCAUUCUGAGCAACCGACUCCUGAUCAGUUCAAGCAGAAACCACCGGAGCAGUAUCGAGUAUCUCCGUACCACAAUUCUACAGAGAAACAUUCGCAUGGAAGCUCUCAGAAUAUGCAGCACUCUUCCAGAAAGGUUUAUGAUGAGCAUCCUCCUAAAGAUCCUGACAAGAUGAUUCAGCAAAAUCUGCCAAAGGAAUACCAGAAAGCCCCUAAGAUGGAUCCUUAUGAGGAUCAUCCUCAGCAGCCGACUCCUGAUCAGUUCAAGCAGAAACCACUGGAGCAGUAUCGAGUAUCUCCGUACCACAAUUCUACACAGAAGCAUUCGCAUGGGAAUCGUCACACGGAAAACCAGACAGAGGAUGAUCGCAAGAAUCCCUACAAGAUGAUGCAGCAAAAUCUGCAGACAGAAUACGAGAAAGCCCCUAAGAUGGAUCCGUAUGAGGAUCAUACUCAGAAGCCGACUCAUAAUCAGUUCAAGCAGAAACCACCGGAGGAGUAUCGGGUGUCUCCGUACCACAAUUCUACAGAGAAGCAUUCGCAUGAAAGCUCUCAGAAUAUGCAGCACUCUUCCAGAAAGGUUUAUGAUGAGCAGCCUCCUAAAAAUCCUGACAAGAUGAUGCAGCAAAAUCUGCCAAAGGAAUACCAGAAAGCCCCUAAGAAGGAUCCUUAUGAGGAUCAUACUCAGAGGCCGACUCAUAAUCAGUUCAAGCAGAAGCCACCGGAGGAGUAUCGGGUGUCUCCGUACCACAAUUCUACAGAGAAGCAUUCGCAUGAAAGCUCUCAGAAUAUGCAGCACUCUUCCAGAAAGGUUUAUGAUGAGCAGCCUCCUAAAAAUCCUGACAAGAUGAUGCAGCAAAAUCUGCCAAAGGAAUACCAAAAAGCCCCUAAGAAGGAUCCGUAUGAGGAUCAUCCUCAGAAGCCGUGUCAAGAUCAGCUCAGCGAUACGCCGGAGGAUGAUUCCGAAGAGUCUAAUUUCGGAGUAGAUAAGGAGACAUCCAACAACUUUAUGGAAUAUUACGGUGAAGGUUCCCCAAAGUACAGACCCAAACACAUACUGUCCGGUGACGAGCAUGAUGUGUUUUCCAUGGCUAGUAGCAACUCGGUAUCGACUUCGAUCAGUGCGAAGAGCGGGAACGAGCUGCGUGCCAUGAUCUGGGACGAGAUGGAAUUGCAGUCGGUGGAUGUAGAAGAGAAUGUGUCCAUCUUUUUAGACUUGAGUCAGCCCAGAGAUGACGGAAAUCAAGAUAUGAAGGAAACAAUGUCCAAACAUCCAAAAAUCGCUUCCCUCCCGAAUUUGGCCAUAGAUGUUAAUGCGCCCACCACUGAUUCAUUUAAGGGUUCGAAAACAGAUGAGCUGCCACAAAUCGAGUGCAGUAUGAGUAUAGAUGAUUUAGUGAACUGCAAGGUCAUCACUCCCAUGAUCAUGAAGAUACACAACAAGUAUAUGACCUCUAUGCAGGAUGCGAUGCAGCUCAUGAAGUAUCUGGAGACGGUGCCGCGCCUUGUAGGUCAGAUUUACAAGGACAACAUCACGUUGGAAAAGAGGAAACACUAAAAAUGUUGAAAGUCACUUUGGA
Drosophila persimilis is the source of this 2610-nucleotide messenger RNA. RefSeq lists its product as uncharacterized. Bases 15 to 2588 code for a protein of 857 amino acids. Lineage: Eukaryota; Metazoa; Arthropoda; Insecta; Diptera; Drosophilidae. The record is from RefSeq and is a predicted model, not a curated record. The transcript has a single exon.